Molecule: messenger RNA, 846 nt
Organism: Aureobasidium melanogenum CBS 110374
Lineage: Eukaryota; Fungi; Ascomycota; Dothideomycetes; Dothideales; Saccotheciaceae
Exons: 3
Source: RefSeq, a predicted model, not a curated record
GGAUAUCCCAAAUUAGCACGAUUUAUCGGCGAGCGGCCUGGUUUUGCCAUCUUUCGACGUUUCUCGGAACUCAAUGCGAGGAAUCUGCUGUAUCUUCAGGCGGAGUUGUUGGAUAUUGAGGAAGAGCUUUAUGAGACUGAGAUGGAUGAUCAGAGGGAUCAGGAUUUGAGGCAAUUGCAAUUUAGCAUGCGCACUCCAGAGGGCUCAAGAGCUCGUUCCCGAUAUAAGUUGUACGAGGAGAACCGCAGAUUGUUGAAGGAAUAUAACGAGAUCUUGAUCCAACAACACAAGCUAUACAGCCUUCCCCGCCCAACCCACGGUGAAGUGCGAGGUCUUCGCGAAUUCAUCUGCGACAGCCAAAUCCACGGCCACAACAACGAACAAGAAUGGCUUCACCACCCUGAAAACACCAUUUGGAGUCUGAGUAUCGACGAAAAGGCCAAAUACGAAACAGAUCAACAACGAGCAAGAGCACAUGAAAGGGCAAAAGCAACGCAGACAGAUCUCGUCAGUCUAUCUGGACAUGUGGCGCCAGAUUCGUUUACAAACCUGCUGAGGAGCAAAGUCGUGCAACGUUUUCAUGUACUGUUUGGACAUCGACUCUUGCAGGAAGAUGCAGAGUUUGGUGGUCACAUGUACCGAGGAGAAAUCCUCGAAAAGCUGGCUUUCUACAUCAGCAUCUUGUUCGCCUCAUUACUUCCUACCGCCAGUAUCAUCGCCCUCUACUAUAUCCCUGAGCUGAUCUGGAGAUUGAUCUUUAUCGGGCUCUGGAGCGCAACAUUCAGUAUUUGUUUGGCAUUCUUUACAUCCGCGAAUCGCAUUGAAAUUUUCAUGGCUUCUGUGGCU